GCUUAAUUAUUUUUCCCCCGAGUUAAGUUAAGUCACCUGGAACGGGGUUUACCUAAACCGUGGGGCCCACUUGCGUAUUUCUCGUGCAAAAUACUCGUUUUGUGCGUUUCGUUCGCCAUCACAGGGAGUUGCAAUACCGACUUGAAUUUGUGUUUGAAGAGAAUGGAUCGUUUGCUUCGUUUGGGUGGCGGAAUGCCGGGCUUGUCUCAGGCGCCCCCACCGUCCGACGCCCCCGUGGUGGACACGGCCGAGCAAGUGUACAUCUCGUCUUUGGCCCUUUUGAAGAUGUUGAAACAUGGGAGGGCUGGGGUACCCAUGGAAGUCAUGGGUUUGAUGUUGGGCGAAUUCGUCGACGACUACACCGUGAGGGUCAUUGACGUGUUUGCGAUGCCCCAAACCGGGACUGGGGUCAGUGUCGAGGCCGUAGACCCCGUUUUCCAGGCCAAAAUGUUGGACAUGUUGCGACAGACAGGCCGCCCGGAAAUGGUAGUCGGAUGGUACCACUCCCAUCCCGGAUUCGGGUGCUGGUUAUCAGGGGUGGAUAUCAACACCCAGCAGUCGUUUGAAGCCCUAAGUGAGCGCGCGGUGGCCGUAGUCGUGGACCCCAUUCAAUCCGUCAAGGGGAAAGUCGUCAUCGAUGCUUUUAGGUUAAUUAACCCUAAUAUGAUGGUCUUGGGGCAGGAGCCCCGCCAGACAACGUCGAAUUUGGGGCACUUGCAGAAACCCUCAGUGCAAGCCCUCAUCCACGGACUUAACAGACACUACUACUCUAUUAGUAUUAACUACCGAAAGAAUGAAUUAGAACAAAAAAUGUUACUCAAUCUGCAUAAAAAAUCAUGGAUGGAUGGCUUAAUUCUUGCAGAUUAUAAAAAUAAUUGCGGAAUUAAUGAAAAAACCGUCGCUGAUGUUUUAGAACUCGCCAAAAAUUAUAACAAAGCUUUGGAAGAGGAAGAAAAAAUGACUCCAGAGCAAUUAGCGAUUAAAAAUGUUGGGAAACAAGACCCGAAACGCCACCUUGAGGAAAAAGUCGAUUUGCUCAUGACUAAUAAUAUUGUACAGUGUUUGGGGGCGAUGUUGGACACAGUUGCGUUCAAAUGAUUUUUUUCUUGUGUUUUAUAACUUAUUUUAAAUCAACUGGAUUCAUUUUUUCUAAAUAAACAAUUUACAACUUUA
This is a messenger RNA of Tribolium madens (black flour beetle), 1173 nucleotides long. RefSeq names its product 26S proteasome non-ATPase regulatory subunit 14 (gene Rpn11). NCBI's taxonomy places the organism in Eukaryota, Metazoa, Arthropoda, Insecta, Coleoptera, Tenebrionidae. The record is from RefSeq and is a predicted model, not a curated record. Gene Ontology annotation, cellular component: proteasome regulatory particle, lid subcomplex. Bases 163 to 1098 code for a protein of 311 amino acids. Gene Ontology annotation, biological process: protein deubiquitination; proteasome-mediated ubiquitin-dependent protein catabolic process. The transcript has 3 exons. Gene Ontology annotation, molecular function: protein binding; metallopeptidase activity; proteasome binding.